Molecule: messenger RNA, 719 nt
Organism: Nerophis lumbriciformis (worm pipefish)
Lineage: Eukaryota; Metazoa; Chordata; Actinopteri; Syngnathiformes; Syngnathidae
Source: RefSeq, a predicted model, not a curated record
UAAGUUUUACUUAUGUUUCCUCAUACUAUUUAAAUGUUUAAUAGUUGUACGUACAUAAACCUAAAAAUAUUACAUAAACUUUACUCUGAAAAUCUAGUGUUUUGAAACGCAUGCACGACGACGCAUGCGCACAGCACAACAGGCUCCGGCCGUUAGGAUCUCUUCACAGAGCACUGCAAGGUGUAGCGCCAGAAAGUCAUUCCACAGGAAGCAAAUCAGAACAGAACAUUAUUCUCAUAAUUCAGGGUGCCCUUUGGAGGAGCCAGUGGACUUUGUGCAAGGGAGGUGCCGUGGGGAUCAAGAUGAGGCCGCUCCUGGACAGACUGAGUCAGAAACAGAGCAUUGAGAUGAGGCGUGAAACCAUUAUCCGCAGCCUUAUACUGUACCUUGGCGAGAAGGAAGAGGAACUUUUUGAAGACUGCUUGGAGGACAGCCGGAGUGAUGUCAGUAACCACAUCCUCAAAAUACUCGUCGUCCACGGUGCUGAUGAGGAUCCAGUUGAUGUCUCCAUCCUUGUGGAAGGCCAUGAGAUUUUGCCAGGGUGCAACAGUACUGCGAAAGCUUGCUCACUGCUCAUGGGACUGAUUUAUGCCCUGAACUUGGCAUACCCUCUUACUUUGCGCUACACUUUUGAAGUCUUCCAAAAACUCAUGCUGGAGCUGGAUGGAUUCAAACUGUCCCCAAAAGUAAACACCUUGAAGUUGAAGUUGCUUUCCUAA